Clonostachys rhizophaga is the source of this 1191-nucleotide messenger RNA. NCBI's taxonomy places the organism in Eukaryota, Fungi, Ascomycota, Sordariomycetes, Hypocreales, Bionectriaceae. The record is from the annotation of a GenBank genome assembly.
AUGGGGACGCUGGAAGAAGGAAAGCAAAUACAAGCGCAAGCUUAUGCGACAGCAUCCAUCCAGCCAUUGGGCCUUGGCCCCGCGUCCAAUGGCCUGAUCUACUUCUUCUCGGCCCUUGUCACCAUUGUUCUCGGCCUUCGAGUCUAUGUCCGCUUCUUCAGUCGAAAAGUAUGGGGGUGGGAUGACCUGUUGGCAAUAGCUGGCUAUGUCGCAUUCGUCCCCUCCAACGUCCUUGGUGUUAUAGCUUCCUACUACGGCCUAGGAGCAUAUAAACACGAUCUCGACCCCGACACGCAGUCGCUCCUCCAAAUCCGCGCCAUCGAAUACUUCAUGUACUAUGAGAUCCUGUAUUUUGCUGCGUCGGCAACUACCAAAGUCUCCAUUACCAUUGCCGUCCUCCGACUAUGCGACAAGCACGAUAUAUACAGAUGGAUAGCCAUUGGCAAUGCCACUCUUAUGAUCGUGGCAGCUGGAGCGGCAGGAGUCUUCGUGCUCACCAACUGUCGGCCUUUUGCUGUCUACUGGAACGCCGACCUUGGUGUAUGCACCUUUGGAGACAAGGGUCUGGCAAGUCUCAAGAUUGUCAGCUUGGUUGGUUCAUCUUUCCAAAUGCUUAGCGAUUGGGUUAGCGCAAUUCUACCCUUCUUUAUCAUCUAUAAGCUUCAGAUGCCCUCACGUACUAAGACAGCCUUGAUCGGUGUCUUGAGCCUCGGUAUCUUGGCCAGUGCAGCUGCACUCGCCCGAAUGUUGUACUACGGGUAUUGGGAUACGAAGAAACAUCCAGAUACCCUGCUUUAUUACACCGCAGUCAUCGUGAUAACCUCUGAGCUUGAGGUUGGUCUGGGAAUGAUUGCAUGCUCGCUGCCUCCGCUGGGGAGAAUGCUGAGGGCAGUCUUCUCAACGCACCGCUCAAACGGCAACUCCGACAUGCGCUACAAUGGUCCCGGUAACAGCGGUACACCGCUUCGAACACUACCAACAUCAGGCCUUCGAAGCCACCCUAUGGGCAAGCCAUCCAGCGAGUGGGCUCACCUGGGUGAUAACGAAAGCGAACGAAAGAGUGGAGAGAGCAAAGCCCCGAUUUAUCGUAUUAACCGCGAGACGACAGUGCAGGUGGAAGUCAGCAAGGCUGAUUCAGAUGGAUCUAUUGAGAACGCGCCAAGAAAGAAGGGGAUCACAGAGCAUUGGUAA